AUGCGAGGUUUUGAUUCAAUUGCGAGCUUGAUAGUCAGCCUCACGCUUUUAACACUACCUCUGGCUGUUGCGGCGGACCCUAUCAAUACCAACGGUGUAAAUUUCCUGUACCCGCCACCCGGUCUGACACCCAAAUACCUCGAUACAAUCAAAGCAACUUGGACUUCGCUGUUCCAGGCACCUUACCUAUAUACCAACUGUUUGAAUGAGACUGGGGGUACUACAGUUAAGAAACAUUAUCCAGUUCCGACGAAUGGCUCCUCGGCGGUAGUGUUGGAUUUCAAGAACUUGUCGUCAUGCUGGUUCAACCUACGUCCACAAGACUGGUACAUUCCCGAUUCUGGCUCAAACAGUGAAUCCUUUGUGGUUGUACCCGGAAUGAGACAACCUUAUCCGCAGAUUUGGGAGCUCGAAGUACAAGAUCCAGGACAAAUAUCUUCGCCUGCCACAGAGACGGCCGGUGAUUCUCCAGCUACUCUCACCAUAUUGACCCCAGACGCUACACCGAAUCCAUCACUCACUACUACAAUUGUUAGGGGACCUGCAACUACUCUCGCUAAUACAGCAUCUUCUGCUACAAGUCCUGCGAAACCUGAGUUAGAUGAUCAUGAUCAUGAUCAGCAUGGCUUAGGAAAGGGCGCAAAGGCAGGCAUCGGAAUAUCCGUCGCGGCCAUAAUAAUAGGUUUCGCGGCUUUAGCAUUCUUUUUGCUCGCAAGACGCAACCAACGCCGCGAAAUGGCCAUAUCCAACCACGUGUACGAAACCGCACUUCCACGACCGCUCUUACCCAUAGCUCGUGUCUUGUCAGAUACACCUUCCUACAGCACGACCGCACCCAUCACGCCGCCCUGUCGAGCAAUACUCGAACACAUCAAGAAUGAAGAAGAGGGCGGUACUACACCACGAAUCGAAAGUGUAAGAAGCACCACACCGCGGAUCGAAAGUAUGAGGAUAGAAUCUCUGGCGAGCAAUAGUCCGCGCAUCGAAAGUGUCAUGAAUGGAAGUCUAAGGCAGGAUAGUGUGAGGGCAGAGAGUAUGGUGGAGUUAAGUCAUGCUGAUUCCGCGUUACAUGAGCUGUAUAGUCCGGCGGAGGUCCAUGAGAUUGGACCUGGUAGAUGGGAGAAUACUGGGUUUGGGUUUCCGCCGGAGAAGACUGCUAGGUGUUGA
Molecule: messenger RNA, 1167 nt
Organism: Glarea lozoyensis ATCC 20868
Lineage: Eukaryota; Fungi; Ascomycota; Leotiomycetes; Helotiales; Helotiaceae
Exons: 2
Coding region: 1-1167 (388 amino acids)
Source: RefSeq, a predicted model, not a curated record